AUGAGCUAUUUUCUUGGAAUUGAGGUCAGAAAUCAACCAGACAAUUCAGUUGUACUCAGUCAAACAAAGUACAUAAAGGAUUUGCUGAAGAAUGCUGCCAUGAGUGAUGCAAAAGGCAUGCUGACCCCUAUGACUUUAGCACUAAAACUUUCUGUAUCAGGUGACGCCAAAGUUCAUAAUUCACAACUAUACAGGUCAAUCAUUGGUGGGCUGCAAUAUACAACCAUUUCUAGGCUUGACAUCACCUUUACAGGUAAUGAUAUUGAUGAUAGAAAGUCCACCAAUGGUUUCUGCAUCUACCUGGGUCCGAACCUGAUAUCUUGGGCAAGUAAAAAACAAGAUGUUGUCUCAAGAAGUAGCACCGAAGCAUAA
Molecule: messenger RNA, 372 nt
Organism: Arachis ipaensis
Lineage: Eukaryota; Viridiplantae; Streptophyta; Magnoliopsida; Fabales; Fabaceae
Source: RefSeq, a predicted model, not a curated record